This is a messenger RNA of Saccostrea echinata, 1289 nucleotides long. RefSeq lists its product as uncharacterized. The transcript has 5 exons. Gene Ontology annotation, molecular function: protein binding. The coding region runs from base 350 to 1093 and encodes 247 amino acids. The record is from RefSeq and is a predicted model, not a curated record. NCBI's taxonomy places the organism in Eukaryota, Metazoa, Mollusca, Bivalvia, Ostreida, Ostreidae.
CAAAUAAAGCAAAGGUGUGAUUAGAAUAACUCACGCGCAGGAAACUGUAUGAAUAAAAAUCUCCUAUUUAACUUAAAUAAACUUCUAGUGAGGAAUUUCUCAAGGUGACUUCAACAAAAAAAUGAAGCGAUGUACUUGAAGGACAGACACAAGCGAUAUCCACCAGAGGGUGUACUAAACCCGAGAAAGUUGUGAAAAACACCCCAGAAAUGGUCCGUUCUCCGAGAUAAAUUCACGCAAUAUUUGUUGGAUAUAUAUUCCUAAUGAAGGGAUUGAUAUACGUUGCUACCUAAUUGAGAAUUGAUGUGGAUAAGAGAAUUUUAAUGAAAGCUUAAAGCAGAAUAUCGGGAUGAACGUGUAUGAGACAGACUCUGGAGAUUGCGAGCGGAAUCCGGGAUUGUAUAAAACAUGUGAACAGUGGAAAUGUGUUCCCGUCAAUAUAUCUUGUCCAUGCUUACCAGAAGAGUUCAGCUGCGCAGACGACACAUGCAUUCCGAAGUCUCUUGUCUGUAACGCAGUGAAAGAUUGCGGAAACGGAAACGACGAAGUUAUAUGUAAAAACGGCGAGUCUUCAUCCAUUCCACUGUCUAUAUUCAUUGCUGUCAUAGCUGUUUGUGUCUUAUUUUGUGCCAUAGUCAUCGUUUUCGCUUUCAUAUGUCUCAGACGCCGUCUACAGAAGAGGGACGGAUCUCUGACAAGCAAUGUUCUUCUGCAACAAUCAAAUGAAAAAGACAAUAUUCAUGACGUUUGUGAAAGUACUAGCAAACCUUGCACAACAGUGACUAACAAUGGAAGUGAUAGCAAACAUAAUCCGCAACGUAACUAUGGUUACGAAAAAGUACCACAAGACUUUGGAAUAUUCUUUGGAGAAGAAUUUCUUGGAACGUCUACACCUAAGCAAGGAAUUAGGCAUAUCAUAAACCCUAAGAGGUUUUCAGGAAAUGUUGAUAUUAAGGAUCAAAUGGUUGUAAACCAAAGUUUAAAUAGUUACAGUGAUUUUAAAAAUGGUGCUCAAAAGUCACAGAUUCAGGAAAGAGCUAUAGGGGACAGUGUCGGCGAUCUGAACGCGUCUCUCUUUCUUCCUAUCACGUGACAAAGAUUUCUGAUUAUUGAUCUUCCGUUUUAUUGUAUCCUGACAAAGUCAUGGAACAAUGAGCAUACCAAAAUUAAAUAUCCGGUAAUAUGUCCAUAACAAUAUUAUCAUAUUAUAAUCAUUGAUAUGUAUUCGAAAUCUGUAUGUUGAAAAAAAAAUACUUGCCUUUGGGAAAAAAUCUCAAUGAAAUGAAAAU